AGAGAGAGAGAGAGAGGAGGGAGGGGAGGGAGGUGACUGCCAGCCACAUGAUGCGGUUCAGAGAAGUCGCGCAAACUAUUUAUUAAAGGACAGAAAAACAGGCGAGAAGAGUGGAACUGUGUGUGUUGUGUGUGUUUGUGUGUUUGUUGUUGUCGGCUCAGUUGGGACCAGGAGACUCUUCAUCAGCAGUGUGUGAAGCGAUGAUUAUCUUCAGAUGAUGACCUAAACUCGUCCUUGCUGAAACAGAGACUCUGUGUGUUGUACAGCAUUAUUUGGAGGCCAUGUUGUCUCCCACAGCAGAAGGCUUGCAGUCUGUUCACGAGUGGCUCGGGGGGCUCCGCCUUGAUCAGUACAGUCCGGCCUUCCAGGAGGUGGGUCUAGGAACUGUUUGGGAAUGCCGGGAGCUGACUGCCUGUCAACUGGAGCACAUGGGUGUGGCUUUGCCGGGCCACCAGAAACGCAUUCUGGGGAGCCUUCAGAAGCUCUUUGCGUCAGAACGAGGGCUUAGUGGAGAGGAAGAGGAGGAGGGGUAUAGGCCUAUUCCAAGGGAAAGGACGAAAUUCCGUGCUUCUGCAGGGACUGACUCGGAGGUGAACUGCUCACAAACCGUUGAACCACAAGAUCAGAAACCAAACCUUCCCACUAAUAAUUCUGUGACUCACAAGAAAGGUCCGCCUCCAAUCCCGCCUCGGGCGACUCAGAAUUGUCCUCCGGUACCAUUCUCAACUGUUUCUGUUACAGCAGCGAUGACCACCGGGGACGUGUCUGUGACUCCUAGCAAUCUUGCAUCUGUAUCUUUGACCAAGGCAACUCAGCUGAGACCCGUGCCCACUCCAGUUCCUGUUCCAGUUCGGCCCCAGCCACGAAACUUGCCUCUUGCUCCGAGGCGGCAAACUGGAGAUAGGAAGCCAUCACCCGUCUCGCCAUCACCCGUCUCGCCAUCACCCGUCUCGCCAUCACCCGUCUCUCCUUCCUGUUCUUCCUCAUCAUCAUCAUCAUCAUCAACAGAACAGUUCCACCUGUAUGAACAGUGUUCUUCACCGGGUCAUGCUGAAUUGGGUGUUCCUCCUCUCCCUCCAAAGUCAUAUGCUGUAAUGACCCCUAGAGAGCCUAAAGUCACCCCGCCUGCAAGACCCCCCCGGAGACCACCCAUACCCCCCCGCACCACCACAGCAGCCACCAGUAAAACUACUGUGCUGCCCCGGAGCCCGACAGCGCUGAGCUCGUCUCCAGCAGAUGAUCUGUGUGGUCUCGACGUCACGGCCCAAAUAAAAACUUGUGUAGAAACUUCUCAGCUAGCGUCUGUGUUAGCACCCUGUCAGAGACGGUUGGACUCCACAGGCAGUUCAGACAGCUAUGAGGAGCUUGACAUGGCAAAGUGUGCAGACAGUGAUCGUAUAGAAAUGGCAGAUAAGAACAUGUUUCUGCCACUUCCCCGUGUCCGUAAGUCUCGGCGCAGCAGCCUGUACAGUGAUGAUGAGCUCCUGGAUGAGGACGAUGAGUCCGUGACGGAAAAGCGGCACUCGUGGAUCGAGGAUUACAGCCGACUCUCCGGCAGCCAGAACAGCAUCUACCUGCCCACCACAGGACGAGUGUUAGCUCCGCCCCCCAGGGAAGACUCCAGCCCCCAACUCAGUCCAGUCAUCAAGAUGGGCUGGCUGGACAAGAACCCUCCACAGGGGUCCCUGAUCUAUCAGCGGCGUUGGGUCAAACUGGACGCUGAUUACCUGCGCUACUUCGACAAUGACAAGGAUGUCUAUUCGAAGCGGAUCAUACCAACAUCCUCCAUCACGACAGUGACCAGUGUGGGAGAUCAGAAGUUUGAGGUGGUCACUCAUAAUCGCACCUUCCUGUUCCGGGCCGAGAGCGACUUGGAGAGGAAUGAUUGGGUGUCCGUGCUACAGGAGAUCAUCAGUUCAUCUCGCCUGAAGCCGAGUUCUGAGUUGACCCUUAACCCCUGUGUGACCUCAGAGAUGAAAGGUUACCUGGAGCUCCGGGGCCUGCGCUCUAAACUCUACACCAUAGUGUGUGGAGACAAAGUGUUCCUUUACAAAAAUGCUGAGGACUAUAAGCUGGGUAUUGGGAUCACGGCUAUAGAUAUGAAUGUGGGGAAUGUGAAGGACAUGGACAGAAGAGCAUUUGACCUUACCACGCCUUACCGCAUAUUCAGUUUUGUGGCAGAAACCGACCAGCUGAAGGACCAGUGGGUGGAGGCGAUGAGGAACUCCAUUGCAGAGGCUCUGUCUAACUAUGAGGUUGCGGAGAAGAUAUGGGCGGAGCCAGCCAAUCAGAAAUGUGCUGACUGUAGUGCCACCAAACCUGAGUGGGCAGCUAUUAAUCUGGGCGUGGUCUUCUGCAAGCGUUGUGCAGGAGAACACCGCAGUCUUGGUCCAAGCAUAUCAAAAGUACGGAGCCUCAAAAUGGACAGAAAGGUGUGGACUGAUGAUUUAAUCCAGCUCUUCCUGGAGCUAGGCAAUGAGCGAGCCAAUCAGUUUUGGGCAGCUAACAUCCCACCCAGCGAGGCCCUGACUCCGCACAGCAGCAGCGACGAGCGCCGGCGUUUUAUCACAGCUAAAUACCGCGAGGGCAAAUAUCGCCGCUACCACCCGCUGUUCGGCAACCAGAAAGAGCUCGACAACGCAUUGUGUAUUAAUGUGCAGUCUAAUGAUGUGUGUGAGACUCUCGCCCUUGUCUUUUGUGGUGCUGAUGUGAACUGUGACACAGGUAUCCCAGAAUUCCCUACUCCUGCCGCCUUGGCCCUGCACCACGGCCAGAGGCUGCAGGUGGAGUUCCUCACUCAGAACCGCAACAUAGAGAUUCCGAGGUCAGAGGUCAAACUUGCCAUGCACACAGAGCACUACAUGGCCCCGCCUUCCAUCACACACAACGGCUUCCUUUUUAAGACGGCCUCUAUGGCUCGUCCAAUCACAGAGCGCAAGAAUAAAGAAGAGUUCAGUAGGAGGUGGUGUGUGCUGAAUGAUGGACAUUUUAAUUAUUAUGAAAGUGAUAAGAACGCAACACCAAACGGAGGACUGAAGAUGAAAGAGAUUGUCUGUCUGGCUGUCAAUCCUCCUGAGACACACGGGUAUGAUCACUCGUUUGAGAUUUACUCAGAUGCAGAGCGUCUCUACCUGUUUGGGACGGACAAUCCCGACUCCAUGAAGGAAUGGGUCAAGUCCAUCGCCAAGUCAUUCAUCCCAGUGUGUGCUGAAGACCUGCUGCAGAAGGAUUUUGAGCGGAUUGGGCGUCUGCGCUAUAAAGACCCUCUGAACCUGGAGAGCUGGAGGUUGGGCUGGUUCUGCCUCGAGGCAUCUACGCUGCACGUGCGUUUGGAGGACAGUCAGAGCCACGAGAGCAUCCAGCUGCAGAAACUUCUUGAACUCUCGAGGGAUAAUGAAGUUCUGGUGCUUGUGGAGCGGGGCAGAACGCUGUACAUCGAGGGAGAGAGGAAGUUGGAUUUUCAUGGCUGGGCGUCGGCCAUCCAGAGGGCUGCUGGGAGUUCAGGAGAUACACUGAGUCAGCAGCAGCUCACUGAGGCAGAUAUACCGCUCAUAGUGGAGCGCUGUAUACAUUACGUCACGCAGUACGGCCUCACGUCAGAAGGUAUUUAUCGUAAGAGUGGUGUGAACAGUAAGAUCGCCUCCCUGCUGGAUGCCUUCAGGAACGACGCUCGCUCUGUGUGGCUUAAAGAGGGAGAGCACCAAGUGGACGACGUGUCCAACGUCCUCAAGAGGUUCUUCAGGGACAUCGAGGAGGGACUGUUCGGUCUGCAAUCACACAACUGGCUCAGCACUACGGCUCUCUCAGAUGAAAGCGGGAAGAUCUCUCAGUAUCAGCUUCUUUUUGAAAAUCUGCCUCGAGUUAACAAAGCCACACUACGCACACUGGUCAAUCACUUAUUCUGCGUGCAGCGGUUUUCAGAACUGAACCAUAUGAACCUCCAUAACCUGGCAAUAGUUUUCGGGCCGACGCUUUUCCAGACAGACGGUCAAGACUACAACGCAGGGCGCGUGGUGGAGGACCUCAUACAGCACUACAUCACCAUUUUCAGCGUUAAUGAACAACAGUUAAAGAGACAGCUUGAUGAAAUCACCUACAUCAUUAAGUUACGAGAAAACUUCAACCCUAAAACAGGACCGGCCAGUGGAGAUUUUAUCUGCACAGUGUAUCUGGAGGAAAAGAAGGAGACAGCUGAGCAGCACGUGAAGAUCCCGGCCACGAUGACGGCGGCUGAGCUGGCUUUCGAGAUCCUGGACCGCAGGAAGAUCAGCAUCAAGGAGAAGGACUACUGGUGCUGCUUUGAGGUCAAUGAGAAAGAAGAGAUGGAGCGUCCUUUGCACUAUCAGGAGAGGGUGUUGCCAAUCCUGCACAGUUUAGGGACAGACAGUAACCUGCUCAUCAAAAAGCACUAUGCCAUGGAGGCCAUGCUCAUCUACCUGGCCAGUAAAGUUGAUGUGACUAAACAUGGCAUGCUGAAGUUUAAAGAGGAGCGGAGUCUGCUGGGUCUGAGUACAGGAAGCUUCAAUGAUCGAUACUUCAUGCUCAACCAGACCUCACUACGACUCUACAAAGACGUCCGGAAUCUGCAGAAGCGUCAGAAUCAGGAGCUGCUGUGUAGUAAUCGGGCAGAGAAGGAAUGGCCUGUGAAGUGUCUGAAAGUCUAUCAGGGGAUAAAGAAGAAGCUCCGCCCACCAACAUGUUGGGGUCUGACUGUGGUGUAUGAAAGUGAGAAGCAUGAGAAGCAAGACAAACAGCAGUGGUAUCUGUGCUGUGACACUCAGACAGAGAUGAGGGAGUGGCUCGCUACGUUUCUCAGUAUACAGCAUGCGGGUCUCCUGUGGCCGGCGGAGUGGUCGAAGUCGCGUCCUGUCCCUCGUUCCUCUCCUCCGCUGGACUCUCGUCUCGGUAGCGUGUCGCUAAUUCCUCUGCGUGGUACUGAGAGUGAGAUGAGGAACAGCGUAGCUGCUUUCUCCGCCGAUCCCCUCGCCCUCUUAAGAAAUCUAUGAUCACGAAGUGACAAUGUCUGAGAAGAUGAAGAAUAUUCCAGAACGCAUGAACCAAUCAGACCAGCUGGGUUCAACGUGGUCUUAACGUGCUAGAUGGAUAUGGUUAUAUGUUGAUCCCUCACGUCAUCUUCUGGAAAGUUCUCCCAGCUGUUUUUAGACUUUGUAGACUUUAAACCCAGAGCCCUUCCUUCAUGUCACUUCCUGCAGCUGCACUGUUGGACAGCCAAUCACAAGUCCUUCUGGAAAGUUCUUCUGGAUAUUGUAAGUGUUUGUCAGACAAAUGUGAAGUUCUGAGAAGGUUUUCUGGAUCAGUAAAGCGUGGACUGUGGACCGCAUCAUGCUGUGUGUGAGAGAGAGCGAGCAGCUAUUGCACCGCUUUUAACUUUAAUCACGUUUAACUCUGCAGUCUGGACACAGUUCUACUGAAGUUAGUUUAAUACAGAAUAAAACACUCGAUAGCUGCAGGUGAAAGGAAUGCUGUUAGGAAUUAUUAACAUCUUAUUAACAUACACACACUCUCUCUCUUUCCUUCUCUCUCUCUCUCUUUUCUGGUAGUACUGUCUCUCCAGAUUAACCUUCUGAUUAUUAAAUUAUUUAUUUUAAUUUUUCUUUGUUCUGGUUGACUUUCGUUCACAACCAUUUCAUAAAAUCAUGUUCUGAGAAAUUGUGUGUCGUACAUUUGUACUUAAAUCAGAUUUUUGUCUUUCACAUUCCUACACUUUCGUUUCCUUUAUAUGUUUGUAUUGUAUUGUACCGGACUGUUACAGAAAAUGUAAUUAGUUAUAAUGAAUGUACAUUGAUUGAAUUAAAAGUUAUUAUUUAGUCUCA
Molecule: messenger RNA, 5834 nt
Organism: Pangasianodon hypophthalmus (striped catfish)
Lineage: Eukaryota; Metazoa; Chordata; Actinopteri; Siluriformes; Pangasiidae
Product: arf-GAP with Rho-GAP domain, ANK repeat and PH domain-containing protein 1
Exons: 35
Coding region: 282-5006 (1574 amino acids)
Biological process (GO): signal transduction; positive regulation of GTPase activity
Molecular function (GO): protein binding; phosphatidylinositol-3,4,5-trisphosphate binding; GTPase activator activity
Source: RefSeq, a predicted model, not a curated record